Molecule: messenger RNA, 3152 nt
Organism: Solea solea (common sole)
Lineage: Eukaryota; Metazoa; Chordata; Actinopteri; Pleuronectiformes; Soleidae
Gene: pomt2
Product: protein-O-mannosyltransferase 2
Exons: 21
Coding region: 291-2597 (768 amino acids)
Biological process (GO): protein O-linked glycosylation via mannose
Cellular component (GO): endoplasmic reticulum; membrane
Molecular function (GO): dolichyl-phosphate-mannose-protein mannosyltransferase activity
Source: RefSeq, a predicted model, not a curated record
UGGACGUCGCUGCUAUUUAUUAGUUAAUCUAUUUAUUAAGAUAUAGCACGAGUGUGUUUUCAUAAAGCUAUUCUCGUAAUUUGACGACAAUAUGUCUAUAAUAGUGCCUGACAAUCUGUUGAGAAGGAGGAAUCUGGGACAGACGCUAUCAUAACAAGAGAGGUAUAACACCUUAUUAUUGUUAACAUUAGCGUUUAAGUACAGCUACAUGUUAACUAGCUGUACGUAAAUGAUUUUACCAGGCCUGGAAGAGGAGUCUGGGGUGUUUGUUACAGGUUUUAUUUUCCUAAAUGGCAACACAAGACCGCUUGACACAGUGGAACUCAACAGGAGAAACAGCAUCACUACGAAACAGGAAAAACUUUUCCUCCUCGGAAAAGACUGUUGUGUCCGAGGACAAAAACUGUCCUCCUGUUGCUGGACACUUGACAGAAGAUGACACCCAGUCCUCUAAUGGGACAUUAGCUCAGUCUGAGGCCAGGGAACGUGUCAGUAACAGAGAGUCUGUAGCUGAGAGUCCCUCAGCUGCAGUGCUGCUGAUGCUGGUGGUGGGUCUGUCUUUUUCUACACGCCUCUACAAGAUAACAGAGCCCCCUCAUGUGUGCUGGGAUGAGACACACUUUGGAAAGAUGGGAAGCUACUACAUCAACAGGACCUUCUUCUUUGACGUCCAUCCACCUCUUGGAAAAAUGCUGAUAGGCCUCGCUGGCUACAUGACCGGCUAUGAUGGCACCUUUCCUUUUGUAAAGCCAGGGGAUAAAUAUGAACACCACAGCUAUGCAGGGAUGAGAGGGUUUUGUGCAGUGCUAGGUUCCUUUCUCCCGAUUUUUGCCUACCUCAUAGUUCGGGACUUGUCUCAGUCUCACAUUGCUGCUCUCAUUACUGCCGCUCUGCUUAUAUUUGACACUGGCUGCAUCACCAUAUCCCAGUACAUCCUGUUAGACCCUAUACUCAUGUUCUUCAUCAUGGCAGCCGUGCUGAGCAUGGUCAAGUUCAACCAGCUGGCACACAGGCCUUUUACUGCCUCCUGGUGGCUGUGGCUGUUACUGACAGGCACAAACCUUGCUGGUGCAUUUGGGGUUAAGUUUGUGGGCCUGUUUGUCAUUCUUCUGGCGGGACUGAACACAGUCUUCGACCUCUGGAGACUUCUGGGAGACCUUAGCCUCUCACUGGUGGACAUUGUGAAGCACUUCCUAGCGCGGGUCGUUGGCCUCAUUCUUCUUCCACUCUUUCUCUAUGUAACAAUAUUUGCUGUCCAUUUUGUCGUGCUCAACAAAAGUGGACAGGGAGAUGGUUUCUUCAGUUCCGCUUUUCAGUCCCGGCUAAUUGGUAACAACCUGCACAACGCAUCCAUGCCUGAGUACCUUUCUUAUGGCUCCACCAUUACUGUGAAAAAUCUCCGAAUUGCUGGAGGCUAUUUGCACUCUCACUGGCAUUUAUACCCAGAGGGAGUGGGGGCAAGGCAGCAGCAGGUGACAGCCUAUCUUCAUAAAGACUACAACAACCUGUGGCGUGUUCACAGACCAGCUGAUAAUGAAUCUCAAUCUGGGACCCCUGAUCUGGUUCGCCAUGGUGACAUCAUCCGUUUGGAGCACAAAGAAACAACUCGCAACCUUCACAGCCACCUCCAUGAAGCCCCUCUGACAAAAAAACACUUCCAAGUCACAGGCUAUGGCACCAAUGCCACAGGAGACCGUAAUGACCUGUGGCAGGUGGAGGUGUGUGGAGGUCGGAAGGGUGAUUUGGUGAAGGUUCUGCGCAGCAAAGUCCGCUUUCUGCACCGAGUUACCGGUUGCGUGCUUUACUCCUCUGGCAAGACUCUUCCAAAGUGGGGCUGGGAACAGGGGGAGGUGACGUGCAGUCCCUACUUGAAGGAGACCCCAAGCUCUCAGUGGAACAUUGAAGAUCAUAUCAAUCCUAAAUUGCCAAACAUCAGUCUGUCUGUGCUGAAGCCCCAUUUUCUGGAGAUCUUACUGGAGUCCCAUAUUGUUAUGAUCAGAGGCAACAGUGGCUUGAAACCUAAAGACAAUGAAAUGAACUCAAAACCCUGGCACUGGCCCAUGAACUACCAGGGUUUGAGGUUUUCAGGGGUGAAUGAGACGGAGUAUCGUGUUUACCUGCUGGGGAACCCUGUGAUCUGGUGGAUGAACUUGGCCAGUUUGGGGUUGUAUCUCCUCAUGGUGACGGUGGCAUCCAUAGCUUUGCAAAGAGGUUUCUCCCUGGACCAAAAAAGAAUGGAGCACUCUCACGUGUUGAUGAAAGGAGGAGGACUGCUUCUGCUUGGUUGGUUGCUCCAUUAUGCACCUUUCUACGCUAUGGGCCGUGUCCUCUACUAUCACCACUACUUUCCUGCCAUGCUCUUCAGCAGCAUGCUCACAGGAAUUACUUUUGACAUCCUCUUAAAAAGCACUGAGUUGUUGCUCCGUCCACCUUAUUCUGACUGGCUCCAGAGAACCGGGCUGAUUGUACUUCUGUUUACUUUUCUUUACAGUUUCUACCUGUUCCAUCCGCUCUCUUACGGGAUGACGGGUCCGCUGGCACAUGAGCCAGGCAGCGCCAUGGCUGGUCUGAAGUGGAUGGACUCCUGGGAGUUCUAGGCAGCUCUUCACAGAUAACACAAAGCAUGGGAUGUGUAACAACUGUUAUAAAUGAUGAGGAAGUUAAACUAUGCAUCUCACAGACCCUAUGGUCUUUUUAUGGUUUUAUGGUACGGUCUGACAAUACACACUACAUUACUACCUAAGUAUUCAUGCGUCUUUGACAUUUUUGUGGUACAAAGAAAACUUGAGGAGAUACUUGAAUUGGUGCAGUAAGAGAGCCAGAGUGUUGAGGAACGUUGGCAAUUAAAAAUGACACAUACUCAUCACCUAACUGCCUUAACUUGCAUCACUCAAAAUACUGUAUAUCCUGAACUUGUAUACUGUAUGUGUCACAAUAAUAAGCUAAAGUGCCUGAAAGGAACAAGUGUUGCGCAGUUGCAUUGAAUCAGAUGCUUCUUUUUUUGCCCCCAUUUAGUUGUCUUGAUCUUUGUGCCUGUUAUUUUUGUACUGUGUGUUGUUAAUAGUGUUGCCCAGUACUGGGUUCUGUUUUGACACUGCUGACUCUGUGUCAUUUGCAUUUCAGUGUGAUUGAUAAAGUGGAAUAUUCUCAUA